Messenger RNA from Globicephala melas (long-finned pilot whale), 9186 nucleotides. RefSeq names its product transmembrane protein 43 (gene TMEM43). Gene Ontology annotation, biological process: lipid metabolic process; nuclear membrane organization. Gene Ontology annotation, cellular component: nuclear inner membrane; nuclear envelope. The record is from RefSeq and is a predicted model, not a curated record. Lineage: Eukaryota; Metazoa; Chordata; Mammalia; Artiodactyla; Delphinidae.
GCGGCGCGGCGAGCGAGAGCCGAAAAGCUCGUGCCCGCGGGGCGGUAACUGUGGCGCGUCCCGGGCUCUGGGAUUCGGUUGGUUGGUUGCCGCUCUCCGGUAGGCGAGAGGCCGCGGGACUCCACGCUGCGGCCGUAAGCACCUCUCGGAGCUGAGCCGAGCGAGGCGGGCGGCGACCCAGCCGCGGCAUGGCCGCGAACUAUUCCAGUACGAGUAACAGGAAAGAACAUGUCAGAAUUACAACCAAGUCCCAGCCAGGCUUCCUGGAGCGGCUGAGUGAGACCUCGGGUGGAAUGUUUGUGGGGCUCAUGACCUUCCUGCUCUCCUUCUACUUAAUUUUUACCAAUGAGGGCCGCACAGUGAAGACGGCGACCUUGCUGGCUGAGGGACUCUCGCUGGUGGUGACCCCUGACAGCAUCCACAGUGUGGCUCCAGAGAAUGAGGGGAGGCUGGUGCACAUCCCUGGGGCCCUGCGGACGUCUAAGCUCUUGUCUGAUCCAAACUACGGGGUCUACCUCCCGGCUGUGAAGCUGCGGCGGCACGUGGAGAUGUACCAAUGGGUGGAAACCGAGGAGUCCAGGGAAUACACCGAGGACGGGCAGGUGAAGACAGAGAGGAGGUACUCCUACAACACUGAAUGGAGAUCGGAAAUCGUCAACAGCAGAAACUUUGACCGAGAGAUUGGCCACAAAAACCCCAGUGCGAUGGCCGUGGAGUCAUUCACCGCAACAGCCCCCUUCGUCCAAAUCGGCAGGUUUUUCCUCUCGGCGGGCCUCAUCGACAAAGUGGACAACUUUAAGCCACUGAGUCUGUCCAAGCUGGAGGACCCACACGUGGACAUCAUUCGCCGGGGGGACUAUUUCUACCACAGUGAAAACCCCAAGUACCCCGAGGUCGGAGACCUGCGCGUCUCAUUUUCCUACGCAGGGCUGAGCGGCGAUGACCCCAACCUGGGCCCAGCUCACGUGGUCACCGUGAUUGCCCGGCAGCGGGGCGACCAGCUGGUCCCGUACUCCACCAAGUCCGGGGACACCUUGCUGCUUCUGCACCACGGGGACAUCUCAGCAGAGGAGGUGUUUCGUCGGGAACAGAAGAGCAACUCCAUGAAGACGUGGGGCCUGCGGGCGGCCGGCUGGGUAGCCAUGUUUGUGGGCCUCAACCUCAUGACGCGGAUCCUCUACACUCUGGUGGACUGGUUCCCCAUCUUCCGAGACCUGGUCAACAUUGGCCUGAAGGCCUUUGCCUUAUGCGUGGCCACCUCGCUGACCUUGCUGACCGUGGCCGCUGGCUGGCUUUUCCACCGGCCCCUGUGGGCGCUUGUCAUCAGCUGCCUGGCCCUGGUGCCCAUCAUCAUUGCUCGGACACGGGUACCGGCCAAAAAGCUGGAGUGAGCCGGGGCUCCGGCACCCACUGGACACUGCCUGUGCCUCGGGACCCAGCUCAUCCCCUCCCCCAAACCCAUGUCGGUCUUGGAUUCCGCACGCGCCCCACUCAGGUGGCAGCCUUGGCAGUGUGCAUGGGUGUCGGGUUGGCGUCCAUCACUUAGCACUUCGCACCCCUUCUUGCCAGCGGGCAGCUUUGGUGGCAGGAGGCGGCUCCUGUCUGGCAGCGUGACACGCGCCCUCCUGCUUGUUUCCUUUCCUUCUCUUGGGGCCGUGCAGCCACUUGCGUGUUUCACUUAGCUGAUGUCUGCCACCGUGGUGACACUCAGCCCUGGGGACGGUGUCAGGCUCCACCACAGCCACCGCCGUGCCCGCCUCCCAGGACAAGGCAGCAGGGGCGCCACAAACCCACUCUGCGCAUGGAGCUUGAUUCGGUACUUAAGAGAACCGGGGGGUGUGGUGAUGAGGAAGGUGGACGUUUGUUGGGCUUUGCACGCACAUUACCAUUUGGCAGAAUCUUUGUGGCGUGUAGGACCCCCACAGGCCUGGUUGUUUCUUGCCACUUCGUUUCUCUGCACAUAGCUCCCCGACCUGCCCUAAGAGGGGGCAGUUUCAAGUCAGAUGUAGAAAACAAACACCUCUGGAAUGAUUUACGUCUCAGACUGUUACAGAAAAAAACCCUUUCAUCUGUCAGUUGAAGGUAGUUCAGAGCACAGAAAGUUCAGUGGGGCUGUUACUUACCUGGUUGAGAAAGUUACCUGUCGGUGUUCUGGGUCCCUGAGAAGCUUUUCAAAGCUUCAGGUGCUUUGAAACCAGUGUUAGCAAAAGGCUCGUUUUCCCUCUGGGAGGAGAUGCUCGUCUCUAUCCGGGAGAGAAAGGCAUUUCCUUCCAUCCUCUGGCAUCAAAACCCAGAUUUUCUUGAAGAUGAUUUUGAGUUUUUACUCAGUUAUCCUAAGUGGGCUCCUUCGUGGUGACACCCCACCCACCAACCAAAAUCAGGCGUCAGAGGCUGCAGAUUGGAAAGCUCUCUGGCCUGGCUCUGUUCAUCACAGGUGUGCUUUUGACAUUAGCAUCUGGGUCUCAAGUGGCUGCUUCUGGGUGAUUUAUGUGUUCAGUAUCCACAGCUUUAUUCCUAAAUCGUAUCUACCCAUGCUUAUUUAAUUCACAGAGUUUAAGUUUCCCAACUACUCUCAACACCCUUUGAAAGAUCAAGUAUGUUGUAACACUGAUGUCUUAAAAGACUUGUGUGUCCUUUACCUUUUAACUAUUUGGAAACUGUUGUGUUUUGCUGGGAGUGGCUGCUUUAGUGGAAUAAGUAUUUGGCAGCUGAAUAGGGCUUAGAACUUCGGAAACUCAAGAGCUAAUAAGCUCUCUCGUUGUCCUGGGGCAUUUGUGGUACAAACUGAGAUUUUUCAUGUUCAAAACAGCCAGCCCCAGCGAUGAGUUAUCUGGGUUUAAGGACUGAAAUAGUGUUGUUCACUGUUGCUUGUUAAAUGAACAGUUUCUUCGAUCUCUCAACUCUUAAAGAUGCUUUUGGAAAGCACAGUGACGAGAUGAUGGCUAAAUACAAAAUCCUUGAUAUUUGGUUUGUGUAAUAUUUUUCUGGCACAGAUUUUAAAUUACUGCCAAUUUCAAGUGUUCUUAAAGACCAAAAUCAUGUUAAGAAAUGUAUCAGGCCUUUGGGAAAUCAUGACGAAACUUGUAUUAUCUUUGUAUUUUUGAUAAAAGUUCAAAAUAAAUUUCGAAAUAUCUUUUGAUACAGGAACUCGCCAUUAUCCCUUUUUUUUUUUGCUUUCUGUCUGAAAUUUCUGUCUGAAAGAAUCCAGCCAUAGAAUUUAUUAAGAACCCUAUGAAUUUUUGGAACUUAGGUUCUAAAUUGCUUUCAGUGGUUAAAAUUGGUUUCAAUUUUUGAGAAGGCACCUCAGUAUCUCUAGCACUUAGAAACCUGCUCUGGUUUGUGUGGACUUACGCGGCUCCCACCUUUGCCGGUCUUCAGAUCGUUCUCAGAGGUGGGAGGGAGCCGGCGGGACCCGGCACAAAAGGCAUCCCGCAUCUGCCGCUGACGAGCUGUGUGACGCUAGGCAUGGCAGUGACCUGAGCCUCAGCUUCCUCAUCUGUGACACGGGGACAGUGCCUCUCUAUGGAGUGAGAUAAAGCCCACGAGCGCCUGAAGAAGUGGGCGGCCGCGAAGUGUCCGCCCUGCAAUUUGAACUUCUUUCCCCUUGUUACAGGAUUUGAAGCAGGUGAGUGGUAACUUUCCAAAACCUGAGGUUUCACUCCAUUUCCAAGAUGCAUCCUAGGAGCUGCCAUCUGCCUGAAGAACUAGUUAUUCCUGCAGAGACAGGGCAGUGCUCUUGACUCAACUCCCAGAAAACACGGUGCUCACUUCCAGGAGGGUGAGAGCCAGCUCUGGUGCACACAGUGCCAGACCAGACGGUUUCCAUGGCAACCCCCAUGUGUUUCACAACAGGAGCCUGCCUGCCAGUUCUUGCUGCAUGAGUCACACCCCAAGUAUUUUGCUUGUUUCCCUUGGAUAAAACUGACUCAAAAUUUUAAUGGCUCCUGUCAAAGAUUAAAUCAUAUCUCCUGGAUUAAACAUAGAAAUAAAAAAAUUCCAUGUGUGUAAUGGUAAGUUCCCAGCCUGUGGGAAAACAAGAUCUGAUCUUUAAUGUAGUCACGACCUGUAUACAGUCACUGUCAUCCAAGUGUUCUUAUCUGAUGUAAAAUCUGAAAGAAAACGUAGUCACGUCUUUCUAGAGAAAUGCUUUAUUUUUUUCCUCAAAAUGUUAUAAAAGUUAUUUCUCCUAAAUAUCUACAGUGCAUAAGGCUUUAUAAAUGUAUCCAGUAAUGAAUAAAAUCUCGUUUAACACUGAUCCACUCUUCCUGACAUUUCUCUAAUUCUCAUCGUUUGUCCUUUCCUUUCCUGACUUUAGCUCUUUGUUCUAGUCUUCUGCCACCACGAAGUGUUACCUGGGAAUGUAGGUCCAGCCAUGUCACCCUGAGACGGCCUGCGCUGACCUGCUCUUCCCCCCACAGCGUCAGGCGGCUUCAGGGACCUGACUGAGGGCAACGAGGGGCCUGCAGAGAAGGGGCCCGAGUCUGCAACAGCACGCGUGUCAGACGCAGGAGGGAUCUAUCCGGGAGCAAGGUCUGGGGCACGGCUGAGCCACUGAGGAGGUGACCACUCACAUCACAGCUUCUCAAAUGGGAACAGGUGGGAAGCUGCCUCCUUCUCCUCCCUCCUGCUCUUCCGGGGGCACUUCCGCUUCUCCUCUACCUCUCGGUUUUGGGGCCAGGAGGCUGCCAGGAUCCUGGCCACUUCCGCUGGAGAGCUGGUCCCCUCCUCCUCGUCUGAAGAGAGUCCUCCUCCUGCGUCUGCGUGGGGAGCGGCUUCCUCACUCUGGGGGGGACAGUGGAGGAAGCCCCGUCAAGAGGCAGUGACGCCCCAGCAGCGCUGAGCCGUGACCCGGAGGACAGGGCUCAGCCCAGCAGGUCCCAGAGCGCUUGCUGUGCACACAGGGCUAGGGCCACAAAACUGCCCUUGGGGAGCUACGAGCAAUCCAGGAGGUAACUGCGUUUUCUUCCUCGUUUCUAAACAGAACAAGUGCACGAAUGCACAGCAUCAGCGCUCAGUGCCCGCUGCUGCGAGGACGGGCUGGGGAGGGAAGGGGGAGCCGUGCGUGGGGUCGCAGCUGCCCCCAGAGCGUGUCUGUGCGUCUCUGACCACUCCACGUGACUGUGUCCGGGGGGCCUCUGUGCCCCCAUGGGAGCCCGCAGGGGCUGUGAGAGGGGCCUGAAUGAGCACCUGUGGGCCUGAAGGGUGGUCACAGCCCCAGGGGCAGCACAAGGCCAGGAGAUGCAGACACCUGUCCCCCGCCCCGAGUGGGCUCAGCACCAGAUCCAGCCCAUAGCAGGCACCCUCUUGUGCAGACAGGGCGGGGCUGGCAGAGCAGCCGAAGCCUGACUCCAGGACACCUUGGACACCUCCUCAACGUGGACAGGACGCAGGGCCUGGGAGACACAGGUCUGUGGCACCGGAACAGAGCUGACUUGAUCUCUGAGCAGAAUCGGCCCCUGGUUCCCUAACUCCGCCCCCCUCCAAACCUGGCGUGUCCUCCAAGGACCACCCUGACCUGAGCCCCGUAGCGAAGCCUCAGCCGCUCCCGGAUGAGCAGCCCUUUGACCAGCAGCUUCCAGUUCCCCAGAGCCCGCUUCUCCCUUUUCUGCAAAAGCGAACAGAAUGGAAAACACUGUGCACUGCCGUUUCAGGAACAUAAAGAUACAGGCCGCAACCUCUCUGCCAUGCCCCCCGCCCACAAACGGCAUGCGCACACCGUGAAGCUCGAACCCCAGCCCGGCGAAGGCUGCUAAUCCCAGGCCGCCGGGCGACUCCUCACCUGGAGUAGACAGCCUCUCCGCGGCAGUACCCGAGGAUGGCGGCCGUCUCGGGGUAGAUGGCCUCGUACUUGAGGAGGUGCCUCUUGAGGGCGUACAGAGGGUGGUUCUUGUACAUGCCUAUGACGGUGGGCAGAGGCUGGUCCAGGUGCCUCGCCUGAAACUGCAGAGGCCGAGAGACGACGUUGGGCGUGGUGCUCGGAGAGGGAGGGAGGUUGGCGGCGACCCCCGAACUUGCCCAGGUAACUGAUGGUGCCGUGGGGCUUUCGGGGCCCCAGGGCCGCCGCACCACGCUGUGACCUGGCGUUCUGUCCCACGGGUUUAGGUGCCUCGGAAGCUCCGCAGGGGCCGGUAAUCCUGCAGCUCGCAGCAACAGAAAAGUCAGCCCUACCCUCUGACACCUCGGCCGGCCCGAGCAGAGCCUUCCUCGGGAGGAGGCCUCACCUCAAGUGACACCACAAUUCUGUGACACGGGUUCAGCGGCUCGGCUCACCCGGAAACCAGAAUGAGCACUCACACCUUCUCCGUCCACUACGAUCAACACAUGUUCUCCCCGCCGCCUCAAGGAGCCUAGCUCUUCGCAGGCAAGCCCACUGCUCUCACCUGCAUCCCACUCACCAGGUCUCCUGCAUUUCCCUGCAGCAUCUCUUCAAACCCCGACAGACAAGGGAGGAGCGGCAAGUGGGGAGCAGGAGGGACCCCGCUUGGCCAGCUUGCAUGACAAGCCCUUGAACCAGGUCAGUCACAACACGCUCUGCACGACUCCCACGACCCUGUCACCUCUGAGCCACACCCUGAGCGAUGCAGUGCAGAGGGACGACUCCCUGCCCCGGGGAAGUGGGAAUAAUUCUCUAGCAAGUCUGCCCACCCUGCGCUGUGGGCAGCCCUGCACAAGCCCCCGGCCCUCUUCCGGGCCCACGGCUGUCCCACGACUCAGGGACGCGCUGCUGCUCCAGAAGCCGCCCCCCAGGGUGCCCCUCAACAGACAAGCCAUCUCCUCAGCCCUCCUCCUGGGAGCUGAGUGUGCCGGGUCGGGGCAGGGGUGCUGGCGUGCACACCUCUGCGCGUGUGCACGCCGAGAAGGGGGACCAAUUAUGUUACUGCGUGUUUUCCUCUUUCACUCAGGACUACUUACCUGGCGUAAAGCUCCAAAUUUAUAACUGGGCAAUAACUGAAAGUACACAGGCUUUGAAGCCAGAGCAGCCUGGGUUCACAUACAGGUUGGCCCAUCUCUCAGACUCUAAACGUUUAGCUGGUAAAAUUAAGGCUGCGACAACCCCAGCUUUGUACUGUUGCUGUGACAAUUAAUUGAGGUAAAAACACAACACGGGGCUGGGCAUCCAGCAGGUGCACGUGCGCAAGGCCUCACCUCCUGGUCCUCCUUCUGCUCCCUCUCCACCAGCGGGCUCCGGUAGGGUCGCAGGGUCUCGGCCCACCACGCGGCAUCAACCCGGCACUUUCGGGUCACCGUCAUCCAGGCAGGGUCGUACCUCUGUGUGACAUCGCGCAAGCAGCCGUCGCUGUCGAUGCCCACGAUGUAGGUCACAGGCUUGGUGGCAUACUGGUAGCAGGUCAGGGGCUGGCCCACUACACCGUGCACACAGUCCACGCACACCCACUUCUCCUCCUGCUCAGAGAACACCUCCAGCCACUGGUCCACACCAGCUGCUCUCCGGCCGUCUGCUUCCUCACCAUCCACGGGCAUCUUACGCUUGCCUCUCUUACGCUUACUGCUGGAAGCGCUUACAGACGCUUCUGGAAAGCCAGGGGACUGACCGUCGCUUCCACGCUGGGACCUGGACUCCCUCUUGGACCCCACCUUCAUCCUCUGAGGGGCGGCGGCCCUCCUCUGCCUUGGAAGGCCUGGCUCAGAAUCCUCGUCGGAUGGGCGAUGGCUGUCCGAGCUGGAGAGCUCAAAGUCAGAGCUGCUGCUGGCCUUGUCACUCCCGCUCUCCUCUUUGUAAGACACCCUGGCGGCCGCCUGCCGCUCCCGGCCCCGCGAACGCCUCUGGGUCCCCUCCGUCUGCCCCCCGGCCUUGCCCUCUUCUUUCCUGCUGGAGGAGGGCUCUCUCCGUUUCUUCCUGGUGGCAGCCGCCUUGCUCCCCUUCGCUUUGUCAGGUGCACUGCCAGUGCCCUCAGAAGACAUGUCCUCUCGUCUGCUUCCUCUGCUGGUCUCUGGUUUGCUUGGCUUUCCAGGAACUUGGCUGGAAGUUUCUGAGGAGCCUCCAGGACCCUCUGUGGAUCUCUCCUUGGAAGGUUUCUUUCCCUUAAACAGAAUAGGAAAUUUUUGUGUUUUCUUUUUUUGCUAGUGAUGCAAUAAAGACUCUGGCAUCUAAUGGGGCUAAGUCACACUGGAACACCAGCGUACACAAGACAUUCCCGGCUCAGACAGUGACAGGCUGGCUACCCUCCAGGAUUGUAAGAAAGCAGUCACUAAAUUCUGCAGCUCCUUAAAUAAGGCCACACUCUAAUUCUUUUCAAUACAAAGUGUAGCACAGGGAAAAGAGCACAGGAUGUGGAAACAAACCCGGGUUCAAACUCCACUUCUGCUUUCUCAUUUUUUAUGUGAUUCAGAUAAAUUAUGUAACCUCUGAGUCUCAGUUUCCUCAGCAAUAGUACUCACCUUGCACAUAAGGCAUUUUGCAAACAAAGUCACAGCAUUAAGAAUUCAGAAAUUAUUAAACUUGACUCCUGGACCGAAUUUCGGACAAUGCCAGCACCCCAAGGAGCACAGUGUUCAGCCUCCUUGGGUGAUGGCAGAGCUCUGAGUCCUCACCGUCCUCUCUCCGCACUGCUGAGGAUGAACAGUACCUUUUUAUUCUACCAUUUACAGAACAGAAACCAGAGCACGAGGGAGCCCAGGCUCUCGCAGGCCCCUCUACGCACGCAAAGCCCGGCUGCUAGAUACCCACCCAGGCGCCCAGUCUUCCCAGCACAGGACCUGUGCCAGGCAGGCUCAGAGGAACCCUGGUCCACGAAGACUGAUUUUUAAAAAUUGUCUAAUGAGCAGAUCUGUUUGCUCUAAGUCUCAUAAUUUCUCACUCCUCCCUGACCAACUACUCUUUUCUCUGAAAGCCCCGGGAACCUCACCUUCGCUGCUGAUAACUUCAGAGGAAUUGGCUGUAGAGACAGUACAAGUCGGGUAGGGAGAUGUAGGGCCCGGAGAAUCAGUAAAAAUAUCUAUGAUGAAAAAGAACAACAUGCUUAUCCUCAGGGAAGAAUGAAGCAUUUGCAUAAUUCCAAGCUGUUUGUUGUGGUGCCUAUUUAUAAAAGGGAAACAACCAACUUGUCUAACAGUAGAAGCCUGGAACCCUCAACACUAUUAAAAUGAUGCUGUAGAGAUUUAUCUUUGUAGAAAAAUGGGGAAAGGUAACCAUAUAUUAAAGGAAAAUAAAUGUUUGCUUUUUAA